This is a messenger RNA of Aureobasidium musti, 1648 nucleotides long. The record is from the annotation of a GenBank genome assembly. NCBI's taxonomy places the organism in Eukaryota, Fungi, Ascomycota, Dothideomycetes, Dothideales, Saccotheciaceae.
UCAACUAGCCAGGAUGGUUUUGCAAGAUCUCGGACGCCGCAUCAAUGCCGCCGUCAACGACCUGACCAGGUCUGCCACUCUGGACGAAAAGGCCUUUGAUGGAAUGAUCAAGGAGAUCUGCAACGCUCUUGUUGAAGCAGAUGUCAACAUCAAGCUGGUCGCCGGUCUGAGAAACUCCAUCAAGAAAUCUGUCAACUUCAGCGAACUCGCUCCUGGUGUGAACAAGAAGCGCAUUAUCCAGAAGGUGCCCAAAUCUGUCUUUCUUUGUAUCUUUCAUCGNGCUGUCUUCGAUGAACUCGUCAAACUUGUCGACCCUCACAACACUCCCUACCAGCCCAAGAAGGGCAAGUCCAACGUUAUCAUGUUCGUCGGUCUCCAGGGUGCUGGUAAGACCACGACUUGUACCAAGCUCGCCCGCUGGUACCAGGCUCGAGGCUUCAAGACUGCUCUGGUUUGCGCCGAUACCUUCCGUGCUGGUGCCUUCGAUCAGCUGAAGCAGAAUGCCACCAAAGCGAAGAUCCCCUACUACGGUAGCUUGACCCAGACCGACCCCGUCAUUGUCGCCAGAGAGGGUGUCGACAAGUUUAAGAAGGAGAAGUUUGAGAUCAUCAUUGUCGAUACUUCGGGUCGUCACAGACAAGAGCAGGACCUAUUCGAUGAGAUGGUUCAAAUCCAGAAGGCUGUUACUCCUCACCAGACCAUCAUGGUUCUCGACUCUUCCAUUGGUCAGGCUGCUGAGGCUCAGUCCAGAGCUUUCAAAGAGACUGCCGACUAUGGUGCCAUCAUCAUCACAAAGACUGAUGGUGCUGCCGCUGGUGGUGGUGCUAUCUCUGCCGUCGCUGCUACACACACUCCCAUCGUCUUCAUCGGUACUGGUGAACACUUGCUGGAUCUCGAGAGAUUCAACCCUGAAUCNUUUGUCUCGAAGCUGUUGGGCAUGGGCGAUAUGGCUGGCCUGGUUGAGCACGUCCAAAGCUUGAAACUUGACCAGAAGGACACCAUGAAGCACAUUGCUGAGGGCCAAUUCACCAUCCGUGACUUGCGCGAUCAAUUCAACAACAUCAUGAAGAUGGGUCCUCUUUCCAAGAUGGCUGGUAUGAUUCCUGGUCUUAGUGGUCUCAUGGGACAAAUGGACGAUGAAGAGGGCAGCAUGAAGCUGAAGCGCAUGAUUUACAUUUGCGACUCCAUGACAGCAAAGGAACUCGACUCUGAUGGCAAAAUCUUCGUCGAUCAGCCAUCUCGUAUGACCCGCGUUGCAAAGGGUAGCGGUACCAGCGUUCGCGAGGUCGAAGAACUUUUGUCCCAGCAAAAGGUCAUGGGCGGCAUGGCCAAGAAGUUCAAGGGAGGCAUGCAGAACAUGCAGAAAGCACAGGGCGCCAUGGGCGGCAAGAACAACCAGCAGCAGAUGGCCGCCAUGCAGAAACGCCUUCAGUCGAUGGGAGGUGGCAGAGGCGGCGGUGGUGCUGGUGGCAUGCCAAACCUCGGCGGCAUGGAUAUCGGUGCCAUGAUGCGCCAGAUGGGCAUGGGUGGCGGUGCUGGAGGUGGCGGCGGUAUGCCAGACAUGAGCGCUAUGAUGAACAUGAUGAAGGGCAUGGGUGGAAUGGGUGGCAUGGGCGGUAUGGGAGGAGCUGGCCGUGGUGGCAGAAGA